GGCCCUUUAAGGAUGAAGUCAAAACAAAGCGUAUAGGAGCCGGUUGCACGGAAGUAGUUUCGUUUCAAUCGUCUGCGAAAUGACAUCUAAUACAUUUUGAAAAGAAGAAAAGAAACGUUCACUUCUUGAACAUGUUGUUAGUGGUGUAAUUUGGUCCAUUUAUUUUUGUAAUCGGUAGUUAAGGAAUUCGGGAACUAAACGAAAGGUAGUGAGCGUGCUACCUAGCUAGCUUCAACAACACAAGCGGCCAUGCCUCCCUAUUCUGAAUUGAGGAAAAGCAAUCACUUCUAUUACUUCAUCAAAUUUACCCUGAAUGUCUAUUCGAUGCUGUUUUCGCUGGUGGGUCUCUGUGUGCUCUGUGUGGGGGUGUACGCCGAGGUGGAAAGGCAGAAAAACCGAACGCUGGAGGGUCUCUUCCUGGCUCCUGCAGUGGUGCUGAUCCUGCUGGGUCUGGUAAUGUUCACAGUCUCACUUGUGGGCAUGGUUGGCUCCCUCAGAGAUAACAAAACCCUGCUGCACAUGUUCCUCUGCGUUCUCUGUGUGUUGCUUCUUCUCCAGGCUGUCGCCCUCAUUAUCGCUCUCAUUUUUGAGAAGAAGACGUCUUCCCUGUUUCAAAGCAGCAUACGAGAGGGAAUCAAACACUACUACGACGACCUGGACUUCAAAAACAUCUUGGAUUAUGUGCAAGAAAAGUUUUCAUGUUGCGGAGGAGAUGAAUAUAAGGACUGGGGAGUCAACCAAUACCACUUCUGUAAUGGUACCGGUCCACUCGCAUGUGGAGUUCCAUAUACCUGCUGCGUCCGCCGUGAGGUAGGAGAGGUCAUUAACACCCUGUGCGGUUCCAAGGCUCUGGAUAGGCAGCGUGAAAGCCUCCAUGAGGAGAUUCACGUGCGAGGCUGCAUCCACGCUGUCAACCUUUGGAUGAGUGACAACAUUGGAAUAACUGUCGCACUCUGCUGUGCCAUCGGGCUGCCACAGCUGCUUGGCAUCAUCCUGAGCUGUGUCUUCUGGAACCUUCUGGUUGAAAUGAGCGAAUCUGUUGACAUGGUGGACUUCAAGCUGAAGAAGCUCGAGUUCAAAUACAGUGAGCUUGACCUGGCCGGUGCCGGCUGUUGUAUGUGUUUGCCGAGGGACGGCGGCUACUUGCCCGUUCCAGCUUCCGAGCCCGAACUAGACCCCAUUGACAUUCACCUGCGGAAGUUGAAGAAGCAGCCGCCUCGCACGCACGCUCAGCUCCGAGAACUUCAACAGUCCAGGUCGGCCACCGGGCUGGACGAGGUAGACAUAGGCCGCAAGCUGAAAAGGGAACACUGAAAGGUCUUGUCACCCUUCUUGCCUUCUCGGCGACAUUGUCAUAGUUUCAUUUUUGUUUGAUUUGUGUUGCACUACUUAAUGGUUGAACCUCUGCUGAUUGAUUUAGGGAAUUUGCUCAGCCAAAGGGAUACAAAGUACUUUGUCACUUUGAGUGUUCUGUUUACGAGAAAUUCUGUGAACAAACUAACUGCAGCAUCAGGUUUUUUUGUCUUUGUUUAUGGUGUUCAUUAGUAUAUGAUUCUCAUAUUUUAAUUAGAUUUUACCUUUGAACUUGAGCUACAUCUUGUGUUGAAGCUUACCUCAGGCUGUUUCAAAGAGCCCAAUUGCGAAGAGGAUGAAUCUUGUACCUUGUGUAAAAAUUUAUUGUAGAAUAAUGGAAGAUUUUCAGUGUCGUGAAAAUAAGACUAGCCCGUAUGUCAUGCAUUUGUGACAGAUGUGUACAGGUUGCUUAAAAUAAUGGUUUGGAUCUCAGUUGGAUUUGUGUAGUCAGUGUACACUGUAAAACUGAUAGUUGUGGAAUAAUAAUGGGAUGCAUGUUUUGUACUGUGUAUGAAUUAAAUUAUUCGUAAAGUGAGCUUUCAAUAAGGAGGUCUGUGUUUUACACAUUUUUUAAAGGAGUUUUUGUUAUUUCCAUCAUUUAAGGGACAACUAAAAGGAAAACACAGCCGUACAGCUGUUUGACAGUUGAGUGUUUUAAGCUAAUACAGUUUGCGACCACUGGAGUUUCCCUCCAACUCCUGCCUUGUACCAACACGACUGCUCUUGUUAAUAAACUGGAAUUUGUCUACUGA
This is a messenger RNA of Syngnathus acus (greater pipefish), 2105 nucleotides long. RefSeq lists its product as uncharacterized. The record is from RefSeq and is a predicted model, not a curated record. The transcript has 8 exons. NCBI's taxonomy places the organism in Eukaryota, Metazoa, Chordata, Actinopteri, Syngnathiformes, Syngnathidae. The coding region runs from base 250 to 1314 and encodes 354 amino acids. Gene Ontology annotation, cellular component: membrane.